Molecule: messenger RNA, 4740 nt
Organism: Limulus polyphemus (Atlantic horseshoe crab)
Lineage: Eukaryota; Metazoa; Arthropoda; Merostomata; Xiphosura; Limulidae
Product: ankyrin repeat domain-containing protein 40-like
Exons: 5
Coding region: 38-913 (291 amino acids)
Molecular function (GO): protein binding
Source: RefSeq, a predicted model, not a curated record
UUGAAGUGUAUGAUCAGCGUUUGUCACUUUAAAUAAGAUGGAACUUCAAAAAUCGCUUGAGGACAAACUGAGAGAAGCAGCAUGUUAUGGUGAUGAAGAAUCAAUUCGGUUGUUGCUUUCAAAGGGAGUAAAUAUUAAUACACAACAUGAUAUAAAUGGAUGGACUCCUCUCCACUGGGCAGCAAAGAGGGGACAUGCACCUGUAGUGAAAUAUCUUUUGUCCCAAGGAGCAGAAACUUAUCGGACAUCAAAUAAAGGAGAAACUCCAGCAGCUGUGGCUAUGAAUGAGGAAAUUAGAAGCCUUUUGGGAGGAGAUAAAAAUAAUAGUGAUAAUAAACCGACUCUUGCCAUCACACCAGGAUACAUAGCAUAUCCACCUUUGGCCUAUCAGGUAGACACUAAAGAUAUUAUGGAGAACUGCAAUGUAGGUAACCAGAAAACUCCUCUAAAUACGUGUGAGAUAAACCACUUCAGAUCAGCCUUAUCUGAUAAAUGUGAUGCCACAUUAUCAUCAGAACUAGUCCUAAAAGUUCGAGUGGCAUACCUAGAUGAUCUGGACUUCAUUGAAAUUGAUUUACCAGUCAGUAACCUAACCUUCAAACAGCUAGUAGACGUAUGCUGUCGUGAGCUUGGAAUUAGUAGUGAAAUGAUUCUGAAGAUAAGAAAGCUCCCAAACACAAUAAUCAGAAAAGACAAAGAUGUUCAAAGACUUCAAAACUUUCAAGAGAUUGAAAUUGUAUUAGAAGGGAAGAAUCCAUGUGCACCCGGAGACAAGACCAGUAAUUUUAAAUACCCAGAGUUUGUUGUUGAAAAGCACAAUCCUUCAGCAUUAACUGGAGCACAAACACAGUCACCAAAUACCAACUUUAUGGAAAGGUCAAGAUAUUGUAUGAACGGCAGGAUUUUAUAUUAAUCGUAACGGUUUAUAUUCAUGGAGUAGAAUCUUUAAAAAUUUCAUUCUGUGCACUUAGCAUAUUUUUUUUCCUUUGUACUACAAUCUGCUUUAUUAUUAAUCUCUCUUUCUUUAGCCUAUUAGAAUUCCUCAAGUGUAAUAUAUAUAAAAUACAAUAAUUUCUUUUAUUAAAACUAGAGAAUAAGCAUAUGGAAAGAAUAAUUGCCAUGUAAAGUUCCUUUAUAUAAGUAAGUUUUUGAGCAAACAUUCUUUGACAAGACUUAUUUAUGUAUGUAAGAUAUCUAGGAGAAACAUGGAUUCUCUCAUUUAGAUGAUGCUAGAAUUAAUCGUGAGAUUUAUGCAAAUACAUUGUACAAUUGUUGCGUAUCAAUAAUUGUUAAACAGCCACAUGAUACGUGCAACAAUCAAGCCAUUUGAAAUUAUCACAUAAAGCAUGGUAAAUACUUGUUAUUGUGUUGCUAAGUAACCAUUUAAACAUCUUCUUUAAUGUCAAUCAGGGCAAACGCAUAAAGUAGGCCUAAAGUUUCAAUACUGCAUUAAGCAUGUCAAUUAGGGCAAAUGCAUAAAGUAGGCCUAAAGUUUCAAUACUGCAUUAAGCAUGUCAUUUAGGGCAAAUGCAUAAAGUAGGCCUAAGUUUCAAUACUGCAUUAAGCAUCUCAAUUAGGGCAAACAACACAACGUAUAAGUUUCAAUACCUUAUAAACUGUUUGUGUAUCUAAAUCACAAUACAAAGUGUACUAACUGAUGAAGUAACAAAAAUAUUUUAAGAUCAGUAUUUUUUUCUGUUGGGAGCAAAAAUUUAUAUUGUAUAGCAAAAUAUUUAUCAAUAUAUAACCGUGAACUAAAUUAUUCUUUUGAUAAUUAUUUAUUCUUUCAUGAAAUUCAAAUGAGACCCCAAACUGUUUGUGGCACACCAAAUGUUUUUAAAAUAAUCGGUACUAAUAUUGCAAGAAAUAACAUAUAUUUCGAACUGAAACAUAAAUAGACUACAAUUUUAAUGAGAAAUAUUUGACUUCACUUUUUUUUUACUAUAAUUUCAAUGUGAGCUUGUUUCAAUGAAUGUAACUGUUUAAUAUUUGGUUUGAUGCUGGACAGAGCUACACGAAGCUCUUGAUCCACGUUUUUUAAACAUGACCUCUUCUGAUUCUUUAUAAGUGUCAGGGAAGAGAAACUAAGUUCACGAAGGUGUAGGUGGUUGAAAAUGGCAGCAGAACACUUAUCACUCGAUUUUGAGAUCUAUGGAUAUUCUUUCUCACGUGUAGCCAAAAGUGAUUUAAUGGAAUCUCUUGAAUUUGUGUUCAGGGGUGCAAUCAUUCAUUCUUGACAUCCAGAAAUUCUUCUUUUUCUUUCAAAGAGAAACUCAUUGUUGAUUCUUCUGAAGAUGCUGCAAAUGGAUUUUGAAUCCAAUCAAACUGCUCUGUCCAAGAUGAUCUGAAAUAGUGUCUAAACUUGAAGCAAGCUAAAUAAGUUGCUCCAUAAGUGAGAGUAUCCUUUCAUCUGGAUUUGAGCUAGAAGCUCAUUUGAACAUUUGGAGUGAACCAUACCCUAACUCUUCUCUCCAAAGUUGAAGUUUUGAUGUGAAUCCAUUUAGCUUGUCUGUGUAUGUCAUUAUGUUCUCGUUUCACCCUUGCAGCUUCUGAUUUGGGUACUCAAAUACAUCAGCCAAGUAGGCCAAUUUUUGUCUUUCAACAGAUUAGUAUGCUGGAACUCAUUGUGCAUGAAUUAUUUCAAUUCUUCCUUCAGUUCAUAAACUCUUGACAGAACUUUGCCUUUUGAGAGCCAACAAACUUCGCACCAAAGAAACUAACCCAUCAUUGAUACACACGUUAUCUAUACAUCUCAAAACAAUAUCUUACUAAAUUACUUUGUAAAGUAUAAAUUUUUUCAUAAAAAUAGUAGGUGAUUAGUUGGAUAUAUAUGCUGUGUAAAAUAAUUACUUUUAGGCCUAUUGCAAAGACAAAAUAUACUCUGAUUUGGAUGUAUAGUGAGGAAACCAAAUGAACUGAGUAAUUAAUUCAAAAAUACAAUAACCUUUAGUAUAGGCAAAUUCUGAUUUUAAUGAUUGCAAAAUUUUGACCAAUGAUAUCAAGUCUUCACCAGAGAAAAUGUAAUUUGCAUACUUUAGAAUUUGAUGUUGUAUUUUUGAAUUAAAUACUCGCAUUUUGUUACAUAAAUCAAAAAAACACUCCACAGUUAUCUUGGAAGUUAAUUUUGGUACACCACAAGUUCACCUUUCUUCUUGUACAACUAAAUAAUUUUUAUCUUGAAUUAGUUAUAAGAAGCUUAGUGUUACUUAUCUUAUAGAAAUCCAGAAUCUUUACUUUUAUAAAAAGUUUUUUUGUUAAUUUUGAAGUGCAGUGCUUCAGUAAAAUGUAACGAAUGUAUAGGAAAAUCGGCUAUUUUCCUAUUCCAGUAGAUAUCCACCAUUUUUCGCACACAGCACCUGAAAUAUAAAUGCUAUCACUGACAUAGAAUGGUAAAUUUUGAUUGAAUAUGCCGUAUGAGAAUUCUAGAGAACCUACAAAAUUUUAUAUCGCAAUAUGCAUAAUUCUUGCUAAAGCCAUUUUAAUUAAUUUUUAUACUGGUUAUGAACAAAUGUUCAUGAUGUUUAAGAAGUUCAAAUAUACAGUAGUGCAUAUGUAGUUGCAAUUUUUUUGUACUAACUAGAAAAAAAAAAUCACUUGUUCUCCUAGUUAAAAUUAGCAAAUGCUUUUGACAAUAUGUAUUACUUCAGUGGGGUAAGCUUUUUUCUGAAAGUAUUUGGUAACUGAAUCCUUUUCAAUAGAUAUAUAAUUAAAGCAGACUUUAACUCUUGUUCUUUUAAUACUGUAGCAUAGUUCUUCUAGCUUCAGUUUUCAUUAAUGGCUAUUCUGAUGACCUGAACAUCCUUCAUUAAUGGCUAUUCUGAUGACCUGAACAUCACUUCCUUACUAACAUUAUUCAUUAAUGGCUGUUCUGAUGACCCGAACAUCACUUCCUUACUAACAUUAUUCAUUAAUGGCUAUUCUGAUGACCUGAACAUCAUUCAUUAAUGGCUAUUCUGAUGACCUGAACAUCAUUCAUUAAUGGCUAUUCUGAUGACCUGAACAUUAUUCAUUAAUGGCUAUUCUGAUGACCUGAACAUUAUUCAUUAAUGGCUAUUCUGAUGACCUGAACAUCCUUCAUUAAUGGCUAUUCUGAUGACCUGAACAUUAUUCAUUAAUGGCUGUUCUGAUGACCUGAACAUCACUUCCUUACUAACAUCAUUAGAUGCUGAAAUUAUGAAUCAUGUCAAAUUCUUUAUUAAUCCAAACAUAAAAGAGAAUUUUUUGCCAUAUUUCAUUCAAGGAAUGUUGGUUUUCUACAGUAAAGUUGGAAGACUUUAUAAGGUCACCUUGAACUGUGAUUACAAAUUACACAGUAGAUAUGAUGUUUGAGAACAGUGAGGCUACUUGUUGUGUUAUUUAAAGGAAAUUAUUCUGUGUAUCAGAUUCUGUUAAAUCUUGUACGCUGUAUUAACAGCAGGAACAGUUAAAGAAGUGUCGUGAAUUUUAACUAUUUAAUGUAAAACCUUAUGAUUUGCAUGACAUGCUUUAUACCGAGAUAAAAGUUCUAGGACUAAUUUCAUAAUAAACUAACUUUGUUUCAACGUGAUAGAAUUAAUAGCCUUUAGAUGGACCUAUUACUGAUGGUUAACGUACAUUUUAUAUUGUUACAAGAUUUUUUUUUGGAGUGUUUUAUUAGUCAAUUACAACUUGCAAAAUGUCUGUUUUGUUUCAGAUGCAGCUAUGUUAAACAAUAUAUUAAUUUUUAUGUAAAUAAAAAUACAACCACUGUUUGUGUUCUUA